Molecule: messenger RNA, 1815 nt
Organism: Monopterus albus (swamp eel)
Lineage: Eukaryota; Metazoa; Chordata; Actinopteri; Synbranchiformes; Synbranchidae
Gene: st3gal7
Product: ST3 beta-galactoside alpha-2,3-sialyltransferase 7
Exons: 8
Coding region: 303-1445 (380 amino acids)
Molecular function (GO): lactosylceramide alpha-2,3-sialyltransferase activity
Source: RefSeq, a predicted model, not a curated record
GUGUGCUCGUGGUGGGACAUUGUGUUACCCCAACAAACAGGUGUGCAUGCAUAUAUGUUUGUGAGUACUUUCCAGCUCUGUUCUCACUCCCUCUCUUCCCCUCUUUGUCUUGCAGGCAGGGAAACACACAUCCAUUUUUAUUUGUCUGUGGUUCAGUGGGUAGAGCGGUCGUCUCCCAACCAGAGGGUUUGAGGUUCAAAUCACAGUGCUGGCAGUCUACAUGUCGAAGUGUCCUUGGGCAAGACACUGAACCCCCAAGUUGCCCCAAUGAUUAGAGCCAUCAAUGUGUGAAUACAGGUGCCAUGGUGACACUGAGUCACUUGAGUGUACACGACACAGACGGUGGUUUCCCACUGCUGCCCGAGGCUGCAUCAUUAACGCCUGUGACUUACAAACAGCCAGUGGUCACAAAGACUGACUCCUCGGAAUAUUUCCUCAGCAGGGGUGUGAACCUUGUCUUCAGCUUGGUUCUGCUGAUUGGAUGCUACUCAGCUAUUCUUAUUCCUGUGUAUUUCCCCUCAGACCAAGAUCCUAAAGAUUUGGUGUUACUAAAUCAGUCAGCCUCCCUGCUGUCAGGCCCCUGUGAGCCUUGCUGGUGUCUGAACCACCUCAAGCCUCUGUCCUGUUCUGCAGGGCUCCUGGACAUCCCUGUGUUUGUACAGCAUGACAGGCCUGUGCCCUGGGAUCUGCCCCCUCCUCUAGGACUCCAGGGCAGUGAAGAACAUCUAGCCCUGGCUCUUGCCUCUCUGCCUCAGCCUGGCCUGCCUCCAUCACUAAGGAGAGACGGCAGCUGCAGACGAUGUGUGGUGGUGGGCAAUGGGGGAGUUCUUCAUGGGAGCCAUCUGGGAUCUCAUAUAGAUCAAUAUGACAUCAUUAUCAGGCUCAAUAAUGCUCCAGUGCCUGGCUUUGAAAGAGAUGUUGGUUCCCGCACCACCAUCCGCCUGAUUUACCCAGAGGGAGCACCUCGCUCUGCAAACGAGUACAAAAAGACCGCCAUGGUAGCCCUGGUGGUCUUUAAGAGUCUGGACCUGGACUGGCUUACUUCUGUCAUCACCAAACAGCCACUGAGCUUCUGGUCCAAAAUGUGGUUCUGGCGGGAAGUAGUGGACGAUAUUCCCCUGAGACCAGACAACUUCAGGAUCCUCCACCCACAGAUUAUUCAGAAGACAGGAAAAGUCUUACAGAAAUAUGCUCAAAAACAGGGCAAUAUGGUACCAACACUAGGUGUCAGUGCUGUGGUAAUGGCUUUACAGCUAUGUGACCAGGUGAGCCUGGCAGGGUUUGGGUACGAUAUGCAGCACCCAAAGGCCAGACUUCACUACUAUGAGACCCUACGCAUGGAUGCAAUGAAGGCUCAAGUGUUACAUGAUGUCAGUGCUGAGAAACUCUUCCUGAGGGACCUGGUGGCUGCAGAAGCUGUCACUGACCUCACAGGAGCUUUGUGAGUCAGCGGUGUAGAGGCUGAUAAUAUACUGAACUCAACGUGCACUCCUCCCUCACAGUGUGGACCUGUAUGGAGUGCACCACAACUGUGCCCUGCUAGAAGAAUCCUACCUAGACAGCACAGACUGACCUUUAAAUGUUCAGAAACACCCGGGUUGACUGAUGAGUGAGAAAAUUAAACUCUAAAGGUUAGACAGGUUCAUGACUAUAGAGGCUAACCUAAGAAUAUCCAACUUAAAUUAAAUGAAGUUAUUAAAUCACCACCUGUUACACAUUUAGCAAUUGUCAUAUGAGUGAAUAAUUGUGCCCUCACACACCAACAUGCUCAGUGAGCUGGGAUUUGUGAAAUAAAUGCAGUGUUCGAUGUUUGAA